Sebastes umbrosus (honeycomb rockfish) is the source of this 2697-nucleotide messenger RNA. It is a transcript of the gene serbp1a, whose product is annotated as SERPINE1 mRNA binding protein 1a. The transcript is spliced from 9 exons. Lineage: Eukaryota; Metazoa; Chordata; Actinopteri; Perciformes; Sebastidae. The record is from RefSeq and is a predicted model, not a curated record. Gene Ontology annotation, molecular function: mRNA 3'-UTR binding. Gene Ontology annotation, cellular component: nucleus; cytoplasm. Bases 123 to 1343 code for a protein of 406 amino acids.
GCGCCGGAAGAGAAGAAGGUCCUUUUUUCUCUCCCCCAGCCAUCUUGUGGCUUCAUCUCGCGAAGUGUUCGCACCCGAGCCCUCGUAGAAUCGGAGGAAAAUCCUGCUGAAGGGGCGCCAUCAUGCCCGGACAAAUGCAAGAAGGCUUCGGCUGCCCCAUAACCAAUCGGUUCGACCAGUUAUUUGACGACGAAUCGGAUCCGUUUGAGUUGCUGAAGCAAGCAGAGGUGAAGAAGAAGGAGGCUCCUGCUCCCGGUGCCGCCAAGACCGCAGCGCAGCUCGCCAAGCAGCCGAAGAAGGAGUCCCAGAAGGAGAGAAAAGCUCCACUGGCCGACAAGAAGGAGGAGACCCAGGCGCCCGUACCGCUUAAGAAAGAUGGUGCCGGCAUGAGGAGAAUGGGCCGCAAGCCGGACGGCGAAGGCUUCAGACCCCAGGGCGGCCAGGGAGAGGGGCGCCCCCCCACAGACAGGCGGCUUCCGGACAGGCGGCCCCCGCGUCACUUCCAGAAGCCUCUUGGUGAAGCUGGUGACAAGCCUGAGGGAGGCGAAUUCUCAGUGGAGAAACCCAUUGGUGAUAGGCCGAUGAGAGGACGUGGCGGCGGCGGUGGCAGAGGCGCCCCCCGUGGAGGCAGAGGCCGCGGCAUGGGUCGUGGUGAUGGCUUUGACUCCAGAGGAAAACGGGAAUUUGAUAGACACAGUGGCAACGACAAAUCUAGUCUGAAAGGUGAGGAGAAGCGUGGUGGAGGUGGAUCUCACAACUGGGGCACCGUCAAGGAUGAUAUAAACGAGCUUGACCAAUCAAACGUUACUGAAGAGAACCCCGAAGGAGAGGAGCAUCCACCUGCUGACUCUGAGAACAAAAGGGAGAAUGAGGUCGAGGAAGUGAAGGAAGAAGGCCCCAAGGAGAUGACUCUGGAUGAAUGGAAGGCAGUGCAGGACAAGGAGCGGGCCAAGAUGGAGUUCAACAUCCGUAAGGCCAACGACGGAGCUAACUGGAACAAAGGAUUUGUGCUGCACAAGUCCAAGGCAGAAGAGAAGAAAGAAGAGGGGCCUGAGCCUGAGCCUGAGGAGCCCAAGCUUGAUGAUGAGCACCACUUCCGGAAGCCAGCCAAUGACAUCACGUCUCAGCUGGAGAUCAAUUUCGGAGACCUGGGCCGUCCAAGUCGUGGUCGCGGUGGACCACGUGGUGGUCGGGGCGGUCGUGGCCGCGGCGAAAGGGGUGGUGGUCCACCUGGACCUUUGAGGGACGAACCAACUAGGCUGCCCCGUGGACCAAAGCCUGAAAAGCCGUCUGCGUCCGUGCCCAAUGUGGACGACCCAGAGGCCUUCCCAGCCCUGGCUUAAGCCCCGGCUGCUGUCCCUCAGGCCUACAGGAGCCUCCCGAGCACCUCCACUACGAGGCUUGCAUGUUCCUGGAUCCUUCAGCAAAGUGAAAUGAUGGAGAAGACUGUCAUUAACUAUGGCACUCAAAGUGAGGACUGAGUUUUACCCAAUAAAAACAAAACGAAGAUGGGGAAAAAAAGAAAAAACAGAAAUUAACAAAAAAAGAAAAAAAAAAAGAAAAGGACUUCUUGCUACUCUGGAGCAACUUAUUGGUAGAGGUUUUGUACUUGGAAACAAAGUAGCAGGGAUGUUUUCAUACAGUAUUUUUUUCAGAGGUUAUGCAUUGUCCAUUGAUAAAUUUUUGUAAUUGCUGCUUGAAUAUAUGCAUUUGGAAAUGUAAGCAUAAGAAGGGUGUCUUAAGCUUGGUGUGAGCCAUUGCUUGCUCGCUUUGAAAUAGGCACUACGGAGCUCUUAACACAUAAGCUCUGCCACACCAAGUAUUUCUGAUGAAGUUACAGCUUCACUCAUUAAGAUUUAUGGAUUUUAUUUUUUUUUCUUUAGCACUGGGGUAUUGUUUUAUAUUUUAUACAGAAGGUCUAUUCUUCUAUGAUCUUCGGCCUGUAAAUCUUAAAUAUUUUCAUAAAUUCUUUCAGAGACUGUAUUUCACAUGGUGCAAAAUAGGACACACCUUGAUCUUUUGAUCAAGCGUCCCUGCCUACAUUUGAAUGCAUUGAUGAAAUGGCGCCUAAAAAAAUCUGGUUCUUUUGUACUGAAAUGUUCUAAAGGACGAACAUUUGAGGAACACAUUGGGGAUUACUCUCCUAAAUUUGCAUUGAUCCUGAGAUAUUUGUCAAGUGGAUUAAUUUGAAGCUGAAAGUUACUCCCAUGUGUUCUGAUUUUUGAUGUAUUUUUGGGGUGCUAAUCAACAUCUAAUAUCUCCUCCUCCCCGCCCAUUUCAUCUUUGAUUACCAGCCAUGUGCAAGUCAAUUAAUGCCUUUGUUUUUACUCUAAAGAGUGAUAUAUAUAUAUAUAGAGAGAGAGAGCGAGGAAGUGUCUUUACGCAGUUGAGAUGUGGCUGUAGUCUUCUGGAGGCCCUCAGACCUUCUCCGACUGUUUACACACUCCACUCGAGCAUCCUUCCACAGAUGUAAACUCAGCCCAGCUUCAGUUUGUUUUUUGCAGUCUGUUCUGUGCUGAUCUUUUCCUCCACUGUUGACUUGCCCUGUAGUUUCCACAGUGGCACCACUGCAUAAUUGCUCUGAAAGAAAUACAGUCGUUCAUUGUGUGGAACAACUGAAGUGCUCCGCAAAUGUGUGAAUUCUAGCCCUGCUAUUAGAGACCUCUGUCGGUAAAUAAAGAUGGUCGAUAAAUCUUU